AGUGGAUGCAUGGUAGGCUAAUUGAAUAAUUGGUAAUCUACAUAAAUGCUGGCACGUUUGUUCAAGUAAAAAGCCUCUUUCAAGUCAGAGUAACGCAGGCUUUGAAGUGCCAGGCAAAUGCUUUAGUCAUGAAGUCCAUAAUCUCUGAUCUGCACUUGAAAUUUGCAGAAAAGACAUGGAAAGAAACCUUUCAGCUUGUCCGAAGAUGCAUGGACAGACCAAAAGAUGCCUCCCGACCAUGUGUGCCGCUGCUUAGAUCCUUGGAACGGCUCCAGGAAGUGGUAAAUGUGUCCUCUUUGAAUACCAUGAGGUCUCGUCUGGAAAUGAUUGCUAAACAACAAGGAAUGGGCUUUCACAUCACUGAGGCCACAUGCUACCUGACAGCCGAUAUGUUUUACCUGGAGGUGGUGUUGCUGCUGUGUGGCGAGGUGGAGGAGGUCAAAGUGGCCCCACAUGGAGGAUCCCCUGUUCCCAGUGAGUCCUUUUUGUGGCUGCUGAGGUUAAAACAAUUCACUGAGUUUGCCAUGAAGUUGGCAGACCUCUUCACCCAGUACAACAUCCCUGGAGACAAUGACCAGAAAUUAAAAUUGUUUGCAUCUUUGCAAUUCCUUGGAAAGGACUUGGAGCAGAUAUCACUUUUACCAUGUGUGCCAAUUGACUCUGCCCAAGGUGACAUGAUUAACAAUGGCAGAGUUGGGUGUCUAAUUGCUGGAAAAGCAGAUUGCCCUCUGUCUAUCCAGUUCUAUUCCACCCCAACUGAUGGAAUGAAGACCUCUGAUUUACAAGAGGAAGAAAUGACUGAUAGAGAGAUGGUGGUGCAGGCUGCAAUGGUGACAGUUGAUGUCAGUGAUGUGCCUCACAAGCUUCAGACAGCCUCUGUGAUCCAACAGCCUCCACAGCUGGAUCCCCAGGGUUAUCCUGUGUUACUGCCAUUAAGUGAGAUGCUGCCUGCCUGCUUUCACCUCAAACUGCAGCCAGCAAUACCAAUGAUGUGUUCUUUUGUCGACAAGCUCAGACAAAUAACAGGUGUGGUCAUACCAGAUGUUGACCUGCAGUGGGCAGCCUUACCCAAGCUUCUUAUGAGUAGUUCACCAAGUGCAAAAAUCCACAUGGAGACAUUAGAUGAGCAGGAUGCUAUUUUUACAGCGCCUCUUCCUGGUAGUGUGAUGCACAGUUAUAUCCUCCCUGGAGCAGCAUGGGAGGUGCCCGCCCAAAGAGGGGCUGUGGUGGACAGUAUCCCCUUCACCCACCCUGCCCAUGUACCAGCCCUACUGGAGCUGCUUCGACAUCAGUGUGUCAUCAACACCCUGCUGAGGAGCUGUAUGACUUCUCAGUGUACCGGAACAGGUUCGGAGUGUGACCAACACUUUGAAGUGCGUCCUGAGUCUGACAUCAGCUUUUCUGUGACCUUCCAGGGACCUCACACUGACUCCCUCGUUGUUUUGCUGGUGCAUGUAUCCGAUUCUCAUCAGAUUACCUGCACUUUGUUUGGGGCAGAAAUAGGGGAUCCGUCUAUGGUUGAAAACCUCUCAACUAUUAUGAAGAAGUCCAUGUCCAUCCCUCUGGCCUUGAGGACAUUAUACCUCAAACUGGAGGAGAUCACCCCUGCCCCAAUUUCUGCCAGCCCUGAGGCCACCACAGAGGCUGAAAAUGACCAAUCAGCUUCCACAACUACCGCUGCGACCGACACCAAUGGUGCGUUGACCACGUUCUCCCAGAAUGCAGCUCUGCCAGAAGACGACUUCAGCCUUUCUGGUUCGGCCUGCUAUGCCAACUCUGACAAAUCUGAGCUCCUUCCUGAAAUAAACACCAGUCCUGCUGUCAGCCCUUACCCUUUCGCUCCUGGGGGGGGUGUUUUUACACUGGAUGACCCAUAAUGGCCACCUGUCAGAGCUGAUCUGAAACUAUGUUUACAAGUGGUGACAUUACGUUUUUUUUAAUUUGUCGUUUCAAGACUUAAAUAAAUACAUUGGUUAAGCAAAUGUUGCUGCAGAAAGCUAAAGUGUUUCUUACUUUGCAUUCCAGUGUGGCAGAGAUUGUUGCCUGUAAAGGUUUUGAAGUUUGGCAUUUGACCUUUCUCAGACAGCCAAGAGCCCAGCUGAUUGGUACCAUGUGAGCCAAUCAAACAUUGUAAAAUUGCAUUCUUAAAGGCUCGUUAGAGUAAAGAGAUCAACACCAGAGUGAAAAGAUCAACACCGUAAACAUUAAAGUCAGGAAUGUCUCUUCUGCAAGCAAAAAUAAUGGCAAGGGGAAGGGUCUGAUUGUGAUCAGCAUAAAAUAUUACAGAUGUGCGAUGACUUUAAUCGCGCUCCUAGACCCGUUAUCCCAUUUAUUUUCUUUUUUAAUGGUGUUAUCCCAAUUUUGAGUAAAAAGUGUAGUAAUUCAAUACCUUUUGUGGAAUGGAAACUUCUUCGUCUUGCAGCCAUGACAUCUUUCCUAAUGCAAAAAUACUUUUAAAGAAUAACAAAUGUGCAGUUUUAUGUACUGUAGCUUUUACCUUUUCCAUGAUUUAG
Gymnodraco acuticeps is the source of this 2513-nucleotide messenger RNA. RefSeq lists its product as uncharacterized. The transcript has 17 exons. Gene Ontology annotation, biological process: cellular response to thyroid hormone stimulus; regulation of transcription by RNA polymerase II. Lineage: Eukaryota; Metazoa; Chordata; Actinopteri; Perciformes; Bathydraconidae. The record is from RefSeq and is a predicted model, not a curated record. Gene Ontology annotation, cellular component: mediator complex. Bases 129 to 1877 code for a protein of 582 amino acids. Gene Ontology annotation, molecular function: nuclear retinoic acid receptor binding; nuclear vitamin D receptor binding; nuclear thyroid hormone receptor binding.